AUGAGCCUUUCAAGUGAUGGUGGUGAAACGCUACGGGCACGACAAAUAGGCGCUCUUCGACAACUUGUGAAUUUAAACGAGCCGGCUAUCAACACAAUGGUUUCGGAGCCUGUCUGGAAGGUUUUGAUUAUGGAUAAAUUUGGCCAAGAAAUAAUUUCGCCGCUCCUACCCGUAAAACAACUACGAGAACUUGGUGUCACAUUGCACAUGUUGGUUGGCUCCAAACGUGAACCAUUGCCCGACGUGCCAGCUGUUUACUUUGUCGCCCCAAAUGAUGAAAACGUGGAACUUCUCUGCAAUGACCUGAAGCUGGGAUUGUAUGAAAACUUUUAUCUCAAUUUUAUUUCUCCAUUAUCCCGACCACGACUAGAAAUUCUUGCAACGGCGGCGGUCAAUGGCGGAGCGAUCUCUCAAGUACAAAAGGUAGUUGACCAGUAUUUAAAUUUCAUUUCUCUGGAAGACGAUCUCUUUGUAUUGAAAAGAUACUCUGAAGCAAGUCCUAUGUCUUAUUAUGCAAUCAAUGAUCCUUCAACAUCCGACACUCAAAUGGAAUCUAUGAUUGAAUCGAUCGCGGAUGGUCUCUUUUCGAUGUGUGCUACUCUUGGUUUGGUGCCAGUGAUUCGUGCUCCCAAAGACAAUGCUGCGGAACAAAUUGCAAUUAGGCUUGAUCAGAAACUCCGGGACAACUUACGGGAUGCACGCAAUAAUCUCUUCGCCUUUGAAAGUGUUCGAGCUGGGCAGCUUAACAGCUCUCGUCCUGUACUAAUCAUUGCCGAUAGAUCUGCGGAUUUGGCAACAAUGCUUCAUCACACUUGGACGUAUCAAGCUUUGGUUCAUGAUGUACUUGGACUUGAUCAGAAUCGAGUCAGCAUGCCAGACAAGGGCAAGAAGGUGGACUAUGAUUUGCAUUGUGGACACGAUCGUCUUUGGACACAGCAUAAGGGAAGUGCCUUUCCGCUAGUCGCUGAGGCCAUUCAAGGAGAUUUGGAGACCUAUCGUAGCUCAAAGGAUGAAAUAGAAAAGAUGCGACAUGCUAUGGGCAUGGAUGGAACAGAUGCUGAUGCAGCAAUGUCUUCAUUACUUAUCGAUACAACUUCAAAGCUCGGCUCAACCGUUACAUCUUUGCCUCAAUUGUUAGAGCAAAAGAGAUUAAUUGAUCUGCACACGAACAUUGCUUCAACUCUUUUAGAAGCUAUAAAAGUGCGCAAACUGGAUGUACUAUUUGAAUUGGAGCAAAAACUGUUACAAAAAGGCUCUCUCGAUGCACCACUGUCGUCGCUUCUAUCAGAAAUCACAGACAAAGAUGAUAUGCUGCGAAUUGUUUUGAUUCACUACCUCUCAAGCGAUCAGAUUUCUAAAUCUGAAGUCGAGGAGUUGCGAAACUUAUUAAACAAUAGCAAUGCUGAUGGCUCGGCCUUAAAAUUUGUUGAAAAAUUAAGAUCAAUUUCUAAUUUGGGUCGUGGAUUGAUUCGUGAAGAUCACAGUGGUGCUGGAACGAAAACGGUAAGCAUGUUCGGGAAGUUGCUUGACAAAAGCAGCAAGUUCGUCAUGGAAGGGGUGAAAAAUCUCGUACCUCGCAAGCAUAAUCUUCCACUCACAAAGUUGGUGGAUUCGGUUUGUACUCCUCCAUCGUCGUCGGUAGUAGGAAUGAGUUCGAUGGCAAGCAAUCAAACACAAACCGAAGAUAAUUUGCGCUAUUUCGAUCCGAAAAUGAUGCAUCAGCCAAGCAAAGAAUCGAUGAAAUUGCGACCUCAUCUCCCGGCGGAUGUCAUUCUUUUCGUGGUGGGAGGAGGAAAUUACGUGGAGUAUGAAAAUCUUGUUGAAUGGGGACACGACAAAGGAGUUCAACGUGUGACUUAUGGUUGCACCGAACUUGUUAGCCCAUCGCAGUUUAUCGAGCAGCUUUCACGGCUUGGUGGACAACUC
Mesorhabditis belari is the source of this 1926-nucleotide messenger RNA. NCBI's taxonomy places the organism in Eukaryota, Metazoa, Nematoda, Chromadorea, Rhabditida, Rhabditidae. The record is from the annotation of a GenBank genome assembly.